Molecule: messenger RNA, 3007 nt
Organism: Saccostrea echinata
Lineage: Eukaryota; Metazoa; Mollusca; Bivalvia; Ostreida; Ostreidae
Product: mucosa-associated lymphoid tissue lymphoma translocation protein 1-like
Exons: 18
Coding region: 115-2616 (833 amino acids)
Biological process (GO): proteolysis
Molecular function (GO): cysteine-type endopeptidase activity
Source: RefSeq, a predicted model, not a curated record
UGACAUUUUUAGUGGUUGAGAAGUUUGUUUACUGAAGAUUACCUGGUAUACACAAUAAUUUUGUGGGACGAAUGAAAGAGUAUAAGAGUUUAUGACAAGAACAGCAGCUUCAGAAUGUUAAGUAAACAGCAAUGUAGAAAUCUGCUGGAGGAUCCAGACAAGAAUAUCUGUGACCUGCCGGCAAAAUUAAUGCUGGAACUAAAAGAUUGCUUGGAUUCUGGACCAGAAACGACUAACUGGAGAGCUUUUGUUGAUGCAACAGCUAAGCUCUAUAAGAGAUACACCUUUAGUUACCAGGACAUUGAGAUGAAAUUUGGUAGGCAGAUUUAUAAUGGUAGUCCAAGUAAGGCUUUAAUCAAUGAACUGGGAGCUCUCAACAUGACCGCAGAGGAGCUCACACGAGUUCUAGAUCAGCUCAAGCUUGAACGAAUUCUUAUGUAUUUGAAAAAAUAUGAACAAAUAAAGAUUACCCGUGAGCCAGCGGAAACAACAGAGCUCAAUGAGGGAGAUGUUUUACGGCUGGAAAUCGAGGGGAUAGGAUUCCCGUACCCCAGAUAUCAAUGGUUUAAAUUCAAUCCAACAACUUCAAAGUAUCAGGAAGUCCCAGGGGCCAACCUUAAAGUUCUCAAGAUAGAAAAAUGCAGAUGUGAGGACUCAGGAACAUACUGCUGUCGACUCCACAAUGGCAAGGGAAAUUCACAGAUCCAUUUCAGUCAUGAAGCUAUUGUCAUUGUAAAGGGACACCAUUUCCCCAUCAAGGAAGCAUUUAAAACAGAUACAAAAGGAUAUAACCAUGACGUGCCUUAUAAUAAUUCCAUAGCAUUAGACAGAACACAGUUUUAUAGGCAGAAGGAUGUCAUGCCAGAAAAAGCUGUACUUCCCUACAUCUUGGAGCAUCCUAAGAGUCUGCAGAUCAUGAAGGGAGCUAACCUCGUCCUGAACUGUCAAGCUCUAGGACGACCCCCAUUGUCCUACGAGUGGUACAGAAAUGGCCAAUACUUCAGCACAACAGAAGACAGUUAUAUAAAAGUUCCAGCACUCGGUAAUCAGAUUGGUACCUACUUCUGUCUGGUGAAAAAUGCAUUUGGAGAAGUUAAAAGUAAAGAAGCCAUAGUGACAGUUUCAGAGAAUUUACCAGAGCCAGUUGUUCAAGCAGAAAUUGAGAUCAUCAGUAACCCUAAGUCAUGUACAGUAGAGUUUGGAGGGAGCUGUAUAUUUAACUGUGAAGCCAGGUGCCGUGGCCUCCAACUCCAUUAUGAAUGGUUUAAAGAUGGCAAAAAGAUUCAGGGUCAGUGUAAGAGUGAGCUGAGGUUGGAUCGGUUACAAAACAUGGAACAGCAAGGAAACUACAUGUGUAUGGUGACUGUGCCUGAGCUUCAAUUAAGUCGCCAUUCUCAUAUUGCCUGUCUCACCAUCAAAAUGGACCCCAACAAACCACCAGAGUUUAAUCCCACGGACAAAGUUGCACUGUUGAUUGGGAAUUACGAUUACAAAAAUGAGACGGAGUUAAAGGCCCCUGAGACAGAUGUCUCUACCCUAGCCCAGCUCUUCAGACAUCUAGACUUCAAGGUUGUCACCCUCCUUAAUCUGACUAAAACAGAAAUGUUGUCCGCAGUGGACUACUUUUCAGAACUCCUUGGGAAAGGUGUAUAUGCAGUGUUUUACUUUUGUGGGCACGGCUUUGAGGAGGAUGGGAAGUGUUAUUUUGUGCCACCUGAUGCCAAGGCUGGCUAUACAAUAGAAGACUGUGUUAGUGCUGAAAAUGUACUGUAUAGAAUGCAGAAGCCUGAACCAGACCUCAUUGUGCUGAUCCUAGAUAUUUGUAGAAUCAGGAAUCGUGUUGAAAGUGCCCGACCAUCUAUAAUGAUAGACAUUCCUCAGAGAGGGAACACAGUCUUCUGUUAUGCCACGAGCACAGGAAUGUAUGCAUAUGAAGAUGCAGUGAAUGGAAUUCUAGUCAAAUAUCUACAGAAAUUCAUUGUUCAAGAUAAGGGUGUACUGGAGAUUUUUACUCAAGUACAAGAGGCAAUAGGAAGAGAACCCAAGCAUUAUAAGUUACAGAUUCCUGAACUCAGGUCCAAUCUACUGCAGCCAAAACGUUCUUUAGCCGACAAGAUCUCCACAAAAGGUGCUACAAAAUUGUAUCAUCAGCGAACACUGCGCUGGCUGGAGUGCCAUCAGAAACCAGACAAGAGGCUGAUAGAGAUUCCAGACUUAGAGAUGGAACUGGAGAUGGAAUUCCAGUCAGACUUCUCUAAUGUUCUCCAUGUCAUCACCACUGUUAAAAAGCCAGGGAAUACCAACAAUGCUGUGGCCUUCAUUUUCAAAAUUCCCUCUGCUGUGUCAUUAAAAGAUAUCAAUCCAAAAGUGACUUCAAAUAACCCCACCCGUACCAAAAGCACAAUGCAGGAAAUUCAAAAAUUAACGGAGGAUUUGGUGAUUGAUAUUGGUGUGAGAUAUAUGUCUAAAGAUCAAUCUGCUCCACCACAAGUCAAACUUAAGACUGUACAAGUCAACUUAGGGCUCCCCCUGGUGGCUGUGUUAAAGUUAUGGAAACCUAUUGAAAAUGAGGCUACAGAACAUGAAGACUUUAGUGAUAAAAAUAGCUACUCCUAAAAUCACAACUCUAAAAGUUAAACAUUUGAUAUGGAAAGUUUAUCGGUGUGAUGGUGUACCAAAUGAAAAGAGAAUCUGUACUGCAGGAGUAUUGAGUGAUGGUGCUGUUGGAUUCUUUUGUUUCUCAAUAUAGGAUGAUAAAUUUUGUCCACACUAAUUUUGUCAGGGAUCUGAUUUUUGUUCAUUAUCAAUAAGUUGUUUUGUUUGUUUAAAUAAAGGUAUAAAUAAAUGUAAAAGUUGCAUGUAUUGUAAUUUUGUCAGUUUGACCAUAGUUGCAUGUACCUAUAAGUUUAUGGAGGACACUGCCUAUUGAAUGAAAUUUAGAUAUUAUUGAUUUAAAGUAUUAUAUAAUGUUGGUGCAAACAUUUCAUUCAUGUUAAAAUUUAAGUUU